GCACGCUGUCAUCAGGCAGCAGCCGGUACUCUUGUACUUCCGGGUCUGUGGAUGUAAACAGAAGGACGUUCCUCCUCUGGAGACAGCAGCAGCAGAAAACAUGACCAAACUGGAGAUGUUGAACGUGUUUCUGAACGACAGGUUGACGGCGGCAGCGCAGGAGAUUUUCCGCGCUGUUAAAGACACGGUGGCCGAGUAUCAGAGCGAAAUCCUGCGGACGAAAGAGGAGAACGAGCGGCUGAAAAGGCUCCUGAACGUCGCCGUGCAGAGGCUCCUGCUGCAGCCAGAACCUCGCUCUGUCUCUCCCCAAGAAGCUCUUCAGCCUUCUGAGUCUGAGUGGAGGAGCAGUGUGGAGCUGCUGCCAAGAAUCAAAGAGGAACCAAAAAUCAGAGACCUUCAAACAGCCUGUUCACAGGAGGAGAGAGACUCAGAGGAGGGGAACUGUAGUCACUCUGAGCCGCUGCAGAGGUCACCGACUCCUCCAGCCCAGACUGUAUGUAGCAGACAGAGUGUUUCUCCUCCUUCAGUGACAUCCCAGGAGAUCAAAGCAGAGAGCGACAGCAGGAAACAGCAGCCAGCACACAGCUUACCAUCCUCCGUUGUGAGUGUCUAUUCGAACUGCAGAGCAGCACAGAGCGACUUUAGUGACAGCACUGCAAAAAGUCACAGGACUGAGAAAACAGACCCGCAGGGGAGAGGGACACUUCGCUCAAAUGGGAAACAGAGCGCACACAUACUGCAGGUCAAGAACGUGAGGUCCCUGAAGCCGCCUCUGCCUCGCUCCUCUCACCAGAGUCCGAGCAUGCAGAGGUGGCACAGCUGCAAAGAGUGUGGGAAGGGCUUCAGCUUCGCCUGCCAGCUGGAGGUUCACAUGCGCUGGCACACCAAGGAGAAGCCGUACAGCUGUGCGGUGUGCCGAAAGAGCUUCACAACAGUCAGCAUGCUGAAGAGACACCACCGCAUCCACACGGGGGAGAAGCCCUUCAGCUGCCACGUCUGCGGGAAAUGCUUCAACCAGUCAGCCCACCUCAACACACACUUCAGACUCCACACCAGAGAGAGGGCCGGCUGGAGCCGAGCGCCACACUCCAAAUGAACCACACCAACCUGACCAUGUUUCAACUCAAUACUCUUAAAGCCAAAUGUCAGGUUCAAUCUGUACAGUAAUGUGUUUGACUGUGUGUGUUGAAUGUUGUGCAAUAAAGUGUGAUACUUGAAGAUU
Messenger RNA from Notolabrus celidotus (New Zealand spotty), 1222 nucleotides. RefSeq names its product zinc finger protein 3 homolog. Bases 101 to 1096 code for a protein of 331 amino acids. The record is from RefSeq and is a predicted model, not a curated record. Gene Ontology annotation, molecular function: RNA polymerase II cis-regulatory region sequence-specific DNA binding; DNA-binding transcription factor activity, RNA polymerase II-specific. Gene Ontology annotation, biological process: regulation of transcription by RNA polymerase II. The transcript is spliced from 2 exons. Lineage: Eukaryota; Metazoa; Chordata; Actinopteri; Labriformes; Labridae.